AUGGUGGUUAAAGAAUGUCGUACCUCCAUGCUUGUUAAUGACAUGGACAUUUCUCAUAUCAUGGCUCAUGAUCAACAUAUCGAAGAAGAGAAACUUAAGGAAAAGUCUAGGGAGACAAAGAGGGCAAAAACAUGUUAUGGUGAUUUUUCUCAUACAAGGUCCGAUGGAUAUGGUCGUCCUAGAUUUCGACAAAGGUUUUUCGAUGAAGUUUCCUCCAAUGUUCUUUCUAGGUUCAACAAAGAGAGGGUGUCUAACCCUAAGCAUCAAGUAGGAAAUGGCAGUGGGUCCUUAUUGCCUACUUUUGUUAAGUAUGGAAGAAAGCAUGAGAGUAAAUGUCUAGCAGGUUCCAAUGCUUGUUUUGGUUGUGGUAAGAUGGACCACAAGGUAAGAGAUUGUCCUUCCGUUGCUAAGAAUGAAGGAGAUAAUCACCGAAAGGCUCAACAUAAUCAUUCAUCCGGUCCAAGUGGUUCAGGUCCAAAUUCUCCAAAGCAAAACAUAUUAUAUGCACUUCAGACUCGUGGUGAGCAAGAAGGUUCUCCCGAUGUGGUUAUCGACUGUAGAACUCGUGUAGUAAAAUUUCAGUUCCCGAAUAAGCCUGUCCCAUAA
Molecule: messenger RNA, 606 nt
Organism: Solanum verrucosum
Lineage: Eukaryota; Viridiplantae; Streptophyta; Magnoliopsida; Solanales; Solanaceae
Exons: 2
Coding region: 1-606 (201 amino acids)
Molecular function (GO): nucleic acid binding; zinc ion binding
Source: RefSeq, a predicted model, not a curated record